Trichosporon asahii var. asahii CBS 2479 is the source of this 387-nucleotide messenger RNA. RefSeq lists its product as uncharacterized. The record is from RefSeq and is a predicted model, not a curated record. Gene Ontology annotation, biological process: mitochondrial electron transport, NADH to ubiquinone. Bases 1 to 387 code for a protein of 128 amino acids. The transcript is spliced from 2 exons. NCBI's taxonomy places the organism in Eukaryota, Fungi, Basidiomycota, Tremellomycetes, Trichosporonales, Trichosporonaceae.
AUGCUCCGCGCCGUGGUCCGACCCGCCUCCCUCGUCCCCCGCGCUGCCCUCACGCGCGCCGCCUCGUCCUCGGUCCCGAAGGUCCAGUUCGACCCCUCCGACAAGGCGCCGAAGGAGGCCGCGCCCGGCCAGUCGCCCAACGUCCCCUCGACCUGGUCGCAGAACCAGCAGCCCAAGGACGCCGCCUUCAACAACCCCCGCUUCGAGCAGGUUUACGUUCCCACUCAGCCCGACUCGCUCUCCGCCAUGGGCCUCGUUAACGAGCAGCCUAUCGUUAAGGUUCAGGGACGACGGGCGGUCUGCAACGGCGGCGGCGGUCCCCUCGGCCACCCCAAGAUCUACAUCAACCUCGACAAGCCCGGAGCCCGGGUGUGCGGAUACUGGUGA